AUGGCAGAGACACCAGAGAAAAGCGGGAUUCGGGUGCAUUGGAAGUCGUUGGCGGCAUGCUCGCUCAUCUCUAUGUCACCAUUCCAAUAUGGUGUUGAUUUCACGCUCAUAGGCGGCUUCCAAGCUAUGAUUGGGUUCCUGAAGAUCUUUGGCGUGCCGGCAGACACACCCAUCGGUUGGAAUAUUCCUUACGAGCGCCAACAGCUGAUUUCGUCUCUUAUGACGCUCGGCGCAUUUGUUGGACCUAUCGCGACGUUCAUUGGCCGCAAGACAAGUCUUUACAUUGCCUGUGCCCUGAUCUACAUUUCCAAUAUUGUCAUGAUGACUACUUCCUCCAUCGGCGGCCUUUAUGCCGGUCGUCUGAUUAUCGGAGUGGGCAAUGGAUUUUUGAUGACAUUCUCUCAACUCUACAUCCAGGAAUGCUCACCAGCCAGAUACAGAGGCCUCAUGCUAGGAGCCUUCCAAUUUUGGACGUCCUUCGGGUCUCUUAUCGGCACAAUCAUCGACAACUUCACAGCAAAGAUAGACGACAAGAACAGCUACAUCAUCCCCUUGGGACUAAUAUACAUUAUUCCUGCAUUCCUAUGCGGCGGCAUGCUCAUAAUCCCUGAAUCACCACGUUGGCUCCUCCAAAAAGACAGAACCGAAGACGCGCGCAAAGCCUUGACCUGGCUUAGACCCAACCAGGAGAUUGUCGACCAGGAAAUGGCAGAUAUCCAAAGCGCAAUUGAGCUAGAGCGAAAUCUGGCUAGCGGCGUCUCCGUCUGGGAUAUGUUCACCAACCCCGUCGAUCGACGACGGACUAUUUUGGCUGUUGCGGCUGUGAGUACGCAGGCUGGCUCGGGGGCGAUGUAUAUGAUCGCGUAUGGAACAUACUUCUUCGAGAUGGCAAAUGUUGGGGACGCCUUCGAAAACAGCUGUAUCCUUACGGCGCUAGGAGUGGUUGCUAUUUUGGUCAACAUUGCCGUGGUUACUCGUCUCGGACGUCGACGAUUCUUCUUGAUGACCGGUCUCUUGAUAUGCGGGUUCAGCCAGCUGAUUGUUGCUGCGAUUUAUACGGUGCAUCCUGGUACCGAGUCGACGGGCAAGGCGACUGUUGGACUGUCGGUUAUCUUUAUUUUGGGAUACAAUGGAAUGGUUUCCACCUAUGCCUGGGUGUCUGGUGGCGAGUUACCGUCUCAGCGUCUGCGUUCAUAUACAUUUGGCUUCGCGGCUGCCAUUGGGUUCCUUGGCGCGUGGUUGACUACAUUUACCGCACCUUAUUUCAUCAAUCCCGAUUCACUAAACUGGGGCCCUAAGUACGGCUAUAUUUGGUUCCCGUCUUGCCUCAUUUCAGCAGCUUUUAUAUUCUUCUAUUUACCAGAAGUCAAAGGUCGAACUUUGGAAGAGAUUGAUGAAAUGUUUGAGAAACGGCUGCCUGCUCGAAAGUUCGCCUCCUACAAAUGUGUUGGACGGGAAGCACUUCAGGAGAUGCAGACCUCGAGGGCUCACACUGAAGAUACUGUUCAUAGAACCGUUUCUAAGGAAUCGGAGAAAGGGACGACUGAAGUUUAUGAGAAUAUAGCGUGA
This is a messenger RNA of Penicillium riverlandense, 1569 nucleotides long. RefSeq names its product Maltose permease. The record is from RefSeq and is a predicted model, not a curated record. Gene Ontology annotation, cellular component: membrane. Bases 1 to 1569 code for a protein of 522 amino acids. The transcript has 9 exons. NCBI's taxonomy places the organism in Eukaryota, Fungi, Ascomycota, Eurotiomycetes, Eurotiales, Aspergillaceae. Gene Ontology annotation, molecular function: carbohydrate:proton symporter activity. Gene Ontology annotation, biological process: carbohydrate transport; transmembrane transport.